GUGCUUGUGGUAUUCUGUAUGCUUUUAGAAUUAUUACCAAAUGUUGAAGGAAAGAAAAAAUUCCCAAAGUGCUCAGUGUGUAAAACUAUUACUGACGAUUUUAAAACAGGUUUAGAUAAAACUGUCAAAUCAAAUUAUGGUGGAGGCAAUACCAACUGGGAGGAAAAAGCUUUAGGAUCAUAUGCAAAAAGUGAAAUAAGACUAGUUGAGGUGAUGGAAUUCUUGUGUAAAGGAGGAGAUAAAGAGUGUCAUCAUUUAUUAGAGGAACAUGAAGAACUUGUUGAAAAAUAUUGGUUUGAAGAAUUUGGAAAAAAAGACAAUUUGGAUAUUUAUAAAUGGCUGUGUAUUGAGCAAAUCAAAGCAUGUUGUCCUGAGAAUACUUAUGGUCCAAACUGUAUACCUUGUACUGGUGGAGCUCAGAGACCUUGUUCUGGAAAUGGUAAUUGCGAUGGUAAUGGAACUCGAAAAGGAAAAGGAACCUGUAGUUGUUAUCAUGGUUAUAAAGGAGAUUUGUGUGAUGAUUGCUCUGAUGAUCAUUUUGAAGAAUCUAGGAACACAACUCAUGUAGUCUGUCAGAAAUGUGACCAAUCGUGUAAAUCAGGAUGUUAUCAAGCUGGUCCUACAGGAUGUGAAGAAUGUAAUACUGGAUAUGAGUUAAUAGAUGAAACAUGUACUGAUAUAAAUGAAUGUACAUCUACAACUAAACAAUCAGACAAUUUAAGUGUAUGUGAAGAAGGGAAAGAAUGUGUCAAUAAUGAAGGAUCUUUCACUUGU
Molecule: messenger RNA, 774 nt
Organism: Lottia gigantea (owl limpet)
Lineage: Eukaryota; Metazoa; Mollusca; Gastropoda; Lottiidae
Exons: 1
Molecular function (GO): calcium ion binding
Source: RefSeq, a predicted model, not a curated record